CAAAUUAUGACUUUAUGUUUGCUUCCACUAGUGGUAAUAUAAUAGGGAAUCGGUUCCUUACUCUGGUAUCCGGCAAUAAAACUCUGUGCGUCUUCUACAGGCAGUUAGAAACUAAAACGUUGUCAUGACGAAUUUGACCUCCGUACGUGUGGUGGUUCUAGGUAGUAAGAAUGUUGGCAAAACAGCCGUGAUAGUUCGUUUUCUGACCCAGCGUUACAUUGGCGAAUACCGUUCUAACACAGAUUGGUUGUACAAGCACAAUGUGACAUGUGAUGAGACUGCUAGCGAGGUGGAGAUCCUAGACAUUUCCCGCUGGUCGGAUGACUGUUUGCCUAUCGACGAGGUUCAAUCUGCAGACGCUUGUGUUGUUAUUUAUAGUAUCUGUGACCGGGAAAGUUUCAACAGAGCUCAGGACUGUCUUAAUAUAAUACAUCGUUUGAAAGCUCCCCAGUAUAUUCCUGUCGUGUUGUUAGGCAACAAAAGAGAUUUGGAACUAGGCCGACAGGUGUCAUUUGAAGACGGAAACGAACUCUCUACGCAAUACGGUUGUGACUUCAGCGAGGUAUCUGCAGCAGGUAAUUAUGCUGGAGUUAAUGAAGCCUUUUACAGUCUAAUACGCCAAGUCAGAACUUCUCGGCAUCAAAGAUCUCUUCCUAGACAGAGAAAGAGGAGCAUCAUGACAGUUUCCAAGGUGUUGGGUGCGAUGUUCGGAAAGAAUUCCCAUAAAGAUACAAGAAAGAAUAAGCAAACGCCCUGUUCACUAUAAGAAUGAUAAUCUGUCAAAACGAUAAAUUCUAAAACAAGUUAAAAUGAAAUAUCGUAAGAUAUCCAAUGAGACAUGGUUGUUACACCGCGAGUUGUAUAGCUUUCAGGACGUAAUAGAUACUGUUUCCACGUGAGGUCUGGGCGUAUUGAAAGCUUACAGAAUUUCUAAAAGCACUACAUGUUUUAUACCAUGACAACGGUAAUGCAUUUAUAGGAAAAAGUAAAUAUUCCGUAAGGAAACUAUUGAAAUUCCACCAG
This is a messenger RNA of Limulus polyphemus (Atlantic horseshoe crab), 1023 nucleotides long. RefSeq names its product ras-related and estrogen-regulated growth inhibitor-like. The transcript has 4 exons. Gene Ontology annotation, molecular function: GTPase activity; GTP binding. The coding region runs from base 125 to 766 and encodes 213 amino acids. Lineage: Eukaryota; Metazoa; Arthropoda; Merostomata; Xiphosura; Limulidae. The record is from RefSeq and is a predicted model, not a curated record.